AUUCCGCAUUAUAGGAAAGGUUCACAGCUUGAUGGUGCUGUGUGCCGUUGCAAAUGGAUACGUUAAAUAUUUCUUCUAGCUAUUAGGAACUCGGGAGCACCGUAGUAUUUACUGUAAAGACAUAUUUUUGUUAGAAAAGUUUCUAUUAUAUACCUCUGGGCAGGAUACUAUUACAAUCGUGUUUAUGGAGGUGGUUUUUUGUCGUUCCCUAGCGCUCGAACAAGAUCGAAGAAAGAUUGAUGUGUUGUUCUUAGUGCCUACAAGAGCUCGGGACUGGCCUCUCCUCUUGGUUGGUUUGUUUCGCUACUUUCUGCAUCCGGGAUCCGUUCUUUCCGCAAGCACACAUAUAAUCUUCUGUGAAAUCCCAUUAAGUUUUUUACUAUUCCUGGCCGGAGCGAGGCUUGAACUACUACAGAAAGCUUCCGGCGUUCUAUCUUGCUAAAGAUUCCUAGGAAUUCGAAACUAGAACAAUAAUGGCUAAUAAGAUGGUCGGGAAGGGUAAAUUGCCCGUGGAAUCAGAAGAUGCCCAGAAACUGCGCUUCCAAGUUGAACUCGAGUUUGUACAGUGUUUGGCGAAUCCUAACUACCUGCAUUUUCUUGCUCAGCGUGGCUUCUUCAAAGAUACCUCCUUCAUCAACUACCUGAAGUAUCUGCUCUACUGGAAGGAUCCCGAGUACUCCAAAUACCUCAAGUAUCCGAUGUGUCUGUAUUUUCUGGAUCUGCUGCAGUACGAACAUUUCCGGCGGGAAAUUGUGAACGCACAGUGCUGCAAGUUUAUCGAUGAUCAAACGAUUCUUCUGUGGCAGCAUUACACCCGAAGGCGUACCCGGCUGACGUCGCUGGGUACGACCAGUCUAACUGGGCUUGCCGUGGGAGGACAACCGGUUGGUGGCGGUGUCCAGGGUACACUGCUCUCGAACGACCCCGUUCCGUUGACGGUCAACAAUAACAAUAACAACACCAAUAGCACGAAUGCCAACAACAUCCAGCUGCAACCAGUGCAGCAGCAAAACGGAGGCACCAUGGCUCAACAAAAUGGGCUCCCCAAUAAUACCGGUAUGCCAGGAGUGGUGUUGGGAGCCGCUAGUGGCGGUGGCAGUGUCAAUCUCAGUGGGCAGAAGGUUUCCUAAGUGGAGUGUCCAAAGCGAGCCAGACUUUCGAAAUAUUGCAAGUUUCGGAACGUUAAAGUUUUCUUGUGUAAAAAGACUGUUUUAUAAUUCUUAUAAUAAAAUAUGAUAGCGCUUGAAA
Messenger RNA from Topomyia yanbarensis, 1248 nucleotides. It is a transcript of the gene MED31, whose product is annotated as mediator of RNA polymerase II transcription subunit 31. NCBI's taxonomy places the organism in Eukaryota, Metazoa, Arthropoda, Insecta, Diptera, Culicidae. Bases 474 to 1130 code for a protein of 218 amino acids. Gene Ontology annotation, molecular function: transcription coregulator activity. Gene Ontology annotation, biological process: regulation of transcription by RNA polymerase II. Gene Ontology annotation, cellular component: core mediator complex; mediator complex. The transcript is spliced from 4 exons. The record is from RefSeq and is a predicted model, not a curated record.